CAGAUUGGGCUUUGAAGAUUAGGAGGAGAAAAAGAGGAGCUCUUAUAUAUCUGUUUCAAAUAAAUUUGGUAUAUUUUAAGAAUCUGGAUUGUUAUAAUCUGGGCAUUUGGGUUGGUGCUGACAAAAGGGUGCCAGCAAUGCCUGGAUCGCCUGUGGAAGUGAAGAUACAGUCAAGAUCCUCACCUCCCACCAUGCCACCCCUCCCACCAAUAAAUCCCGGAGGACCUAGGCCAGUGUCAUUCACUCCUACAGCAUUGAGCAACGGCAUCAACCAUUCUCCUCCCACCCUGAAUGGUGCCCCAUCACCACCACAGAGAUUCAGCAAUGGUCCUGCCUCUUCCACAUCAUCUGCACUAACAAAUCAACAGUUGCCAGCCACUUGUGGUGCCCGGCAGCUCAGCAAGUUGAAACGUUUCCUCACCACUCUGCAACAGUUUGGCAAUGACAUCUCACCUGAGAUUGGGGAGAAGGUGCGGACUCUUGUUCUAGCACUGGUGAACUCAACAGUAACAAUUGAAGAAUUCCAUUGCAAGCUCCAAGAGGCUACGAACUUUCCUCUCCGUCCUUUUGUUAUUCCAUUCCUCAAGGCAAACCUGCCUCUGCUGCAGCGAGAACUGCUGCACUGUGCUCGGGCCGCCAAGCAGACACCAUCCCAGUACCUGGCUCAGCAUGAACACCUUCUGCUCAACACAAGUAUUGCAUCCCCUGCUGACUCUUCUGAGCUGCUCAUGGAGGUGCAUGGAAAUGGAAAGAGGCCCAGUCCAGAGAGGCGGGAAGAGAGCAGUUUUGAAAGAGAUACAAUUCCUCCUGAGCCUCCUGCCAAGAGAGUGUGUACCAUUAGCCCUGCUCCCCGGCACAGUCCUGCCCUGACUGUGCCCCUCAUGAAUCCUGGGGGCCAGUUCCAUCCUACUCCUCCACCUCUUCAGCACUAUACCUUAGAAGAUAUUGCAACUUCCCACCUAUAUCGUGAACCCAACAAGAUGCUAGAACAUCGAGAAGUUCGUGAUAGACACCACAAUCUUAGUCUAAAUGGAGGCUAUCAAGAUGAGUUGGUAGACCACCGUUUGACAGAAAGGGAAUGGGCUGAUGAAUGGAAACAUCUUGAUCAUGCCCUGAACUGCAUUAUGGAAAUGGUAGAGAAAACAAGGCGCUCCAUGGCAGUCCUGAGGCGCUGUCAGGAAUCAGAUCGUGAAGAACUCAACUACUGGAAAAGACGAUACAAUGAAAACACAGAGAUGAGGAAAACAGGGAGUGAGUUGGUUUCCAGGCAGCACAGUCCCGGGAGCGCAGAUUCUCUCAGCAAUGGGAAGUACCUUAAAAAUACCUACAUGUUCAUAGUGGGGAAGGACAUAGAGAUAAGUAAAAAGAAAGAGUCUCUAAACUGUGACUGGAUUCGGUUCAGUGCCAAGGUGCUGGCCCUAAGGGAAUGUGACAUAGGACUGAUAGAUUUUGGUGGAGGAAGAGAUGGAGGCAAGUUGCCAGGGAAACAACAGAGGAACUCUGGCCAGGGCCACACCCUGGUGUGUUCCGAAGUCUCCACGGUUCACUUCACCCCAGUAACUGCCGCCCAGAACGGGUGA
Physeter macrocephalus (sperm whale) is the source of this 1580-nucleotide messenger RNA. RefSeq names its product protein CBFA2T2. The transcript has 11 exons. The coding region runs from base 138 to 1580 and encodes 480 amino acids. NCBI's taxonomy places the organism in Eukaryota, Metazoa, Chordata, Mammalia, Artiodactyla, Physeteridae. Gene Ontology annotation, biological process: negative regulation of DNA-templated transcription; DNA-templated transcription. Gene Ontology annotation, molecular function: transcription corepressor activity. Gene Ontology annotation, cellular component: nucleus. The record is from RefSeq and is a predicted model, not a curated record.